CCUUUUUCUGCUUUUAACUGUUAUUUUCAAAGCAUGUCUGAGGAUAAUCUGGAGGAUUGGGAAGUGGCUGGAGAUUUUGAUGAUCUUUCCAGAAAAAAUAAGAAUAAAGCGUCGAGUGCAAAUGCCCCACAACAAAAAAAACCUGCCAACACGGCAACUACACCUAUCAUUAUUCACACGAACACUGAGGCUUCGUAUACCCACUAUAAGCCCGAGAUCAAGGUCCUAAAGCGCCCUGACCCUGGAAAGAAUGGAAGUCAAUCAGGACGAAAUGAAAAUAACAAUAAAAAGCAGCCUAUUUAUAAGACUCUAGCAGAAAAAGAAAAAGCCUAUGAAGAAGCGCGGCGAAGGAUAUUUAAUACUUAAAAUGAACAAUAAAUAAAUAGCUUUCGAUGGGUUGUGUCAC
Mycotypha africana is the source of this 406-nucleotide messenger RNA. RefSeq lists its product as uncharacterized. The transcript is spliced from 4 exons. The record is from RefSeq and is a predicted model, not a curated record. Lineage: Eukaryota; Fungi; Mucoromycota; Mucoromycetes; Mucorales; Mycotyphaceae. The coding region runs from base 34 to 366 and encodes 110 amino acids.